UCUAUUACAAAAGCUGCUGUCAAAAUGUGACCAACUACAACUAACUUAACUCCGUAGAUUUCUUUCUUUUUCUUUCUUCCGGCCAUAGGAGACUGACAAAAUGACUAAGAAGCGUCGUAACGGAGGUCGCUGCAAGCACAAUAGAGGCCAUGUAAAGGCUGUGCGUUGCACCAACUGUGCCCGCUGUGUGCCCAAGGAUAAGGCCAUCAAGAAGUUCGUUAUCCGUAAUAUCGUCGAAGCUGCUGCUGUUCGUGAUAUUUCUGAAGCCUCCAUCUGGGAUUCUUACACUUUGCCCAAAUUAUACGCUAAAUUGCACUACUGCGUAUCAUGCGCUAUUCACUCCAAGGUCGUAAGAAACAGAUCCAAGGAAGCUCGUCGCAUUCGUACUCCACCAGUAAGAACCUUCCCCAAGGAUAUGGCUCGUAAUCAACCAAGAAAGUAAAUAAA
Messenger RNA from Musca vetustissima, 447 nucleotides. It is a transcript of the gene RpS26, whose product is annotated as small ribosomal subunit protein eS26. The transcript has 3 exons. Gene Ontology annotation, molecular function: structural constituent of ribosome; mRNA binding. The coding region runs from base 101 to 442 and encodes 113 amino acids. Gene Ontology annotation, cellular component: ribosome; cytosolic small ribosomal subunit. The record is from RefSeq and is a predicted model, not a curated record. NCBI's taxonomy places the organism in Eukaryota, Metazoa, Arthropoda, Insecta, Diptera, Muscidae. Gene Ontology annotation, biological process: translation.